UCUUCUUCUGCCGUGUCAAUUCCCUGAAAAUUAAACACAAACAUUUUAAUGUUUUCGGAUUUUGUUUAUUUGAAAUGUGUGCGUUGCGCUCGCUUUGUCGCACUUGUGGCAUAAAACUAGAAAAUGAGUCCAGCUCCGUUAAGCUCUUUGAAAAGUCAAACUACCAUUUCAUUAGACUUAUUGAGGAUAUCACCGACAUGUUUCUGGAGUUCGAUAAUUCUAUGCCUGAUCACGUUUGCCAAGAAUGUAAAGAGGAUCUGGACAGAAUGUUGGCUUUCCGCUCAAAGUUUUUGAAAGUCCAUCGGUCAUUUUUGGUCACCAAAAAGAAGCAUCUGCAAUGGAAGGAAAAUUCUAAUAAAGUGGAAGCCGAAUGCCUUGAAGAUGAAACAGAAUUAAUGGGAGGUAGUGCGCCCUCGGAAGAGGAUAUGUUGCAGAUUGUUGAUAAGGACACAGAUGACAUGGAAGACCACCUUAAUCAAGAUGAACAGGAUCAAGAUAAUGAUGACGAGGAGCACACCGAAGAGAACGAGCAGGACCAGAAAUAUUUAGAUGAGGAUCAACAAAACACUGGUGCGGAGCCAGAGGAUUUUCCAGAUGAAGACCAGGUUCGAAACAUGGACGAGCUCACUGCGAGUUCCAAGAGCACUACGAAAAUUACAGCUCGCAAGGCCAAGCAGGCGAUGCGUAACGCCAAGACAUGGGUCUGUGAUCAGUGCGGUGGAGUGUUCAAGUGUUCCACCUACCUAAAACUGCAUCUGCUGCGCCACACCGGCCAGAAAUCGUUCGAGUGCGACGUCUGCCAGGCUAAGUACUACACGGAGAACGAGAUGCGCCGCCACCGGAUCCUGCACACCGAUGCCCGGCCCUACGCCUGUCGCUUCUGCGACAAGACAUUCCGCGGCUGCAGCAGCAAGGUGAUCCACGAGCGUACGCACACCAAUGAGCGGCCGUUCCAGUGUCAGUACUGCGAGAUGGCCUUUACCUCGACGUCGACUCGGCAGCGGCACGAGUUGUUGCACACGAACAACCGAAAAUAUCACUGCGAGACCUGUCAGCAUUGGUUUUUGCGGGCAACGCACCUGGCGCUACAUCAGAAUACCAAACUGCACAAAAAGAGAGUUGCUAGUGCUCGCAAACGCUGUGGAUAAACAUUAAACAUUACAUUUUAAAUAUAAGCGGGCUGUCAACGUUGACACGUGAAUGUCCUUCA
Molecule: messenger RNA, 1210 nt
Organism: Drosophila kikkawai
Lineage: Eukaryota; Metazoa; Arthropoda; Insecta; Diptera; Drosophilidae
Product: transcription factor Ouib
Biological process (GO): regulation of transcription by RNA polymerase II
Cellular component (GO): nucleus
Molecular function (GO): DNA-binding transcription factor activity, RNA polymerase II-specific; RNA polymerase II cis-regulatory region sequence-specific DNA binding; zinc ion binding
Source: RefSeq, a predicted model, not a curated record